Balaenoptera musculus (blue whale) is the source of this 2865-nucleotide messenger RNA. It is a transcript of the gene MIEF2, whose product is annotated as mitochondrial elongation factor 2. The coding region runs from base 21 to 2132 and encodes 703 amino acids. NCBI's taxonomy places the organism in Eukaryota, Metazoa, Chordata, Mammalia, Artiodactyla, Balaenopteridae. The record is from RefSeq and is a predicted model, not a curated record. Gene Ontology annotation, biological process: positive regulation of mitochondrial fission; mitochondrion organization. The transcript is spliced from 3 exons. Gene Ontology annotation, cellular component: mitochondrial outer membrane.
GCAACACCCCAGUGGCCUCCAUGGCGGCGCUCAGCUGCUGGGAGCGGGGAGCGGGCUGCCCGCGGGGCGGGGCGGGGCGCACGGGGCGGGGAGAGCGGAGCCGGCGGGGCGGGGAGCGCGCCGGCCCCACCCCUCAGCCCGCGGCUGCCCGGCCCGCAGUUCCGGACGCGCUCGGGGCCGGCCCGGGGCCUCGAAGAGCACGGCGCGCCUGUGCCCCGCAGGGCCUUCUCGGCCCGCGGCUCUGUCCCCUUAGCUGGCCGGCGCCCAGGACCCCGGUGGUUCGGGCCCAGGCUCGGGCGCGCGGGGGAAGCGGCAACAGGACACCCGGGUCCCCUCGUUCCGAGCCUCGGGCCUCCUUCCGGGAGACGCUCGCUUGGGGGCAGCGCCCGCGCUCCUCGGCGUCCCCGCUCGGAGGCGACCCCCGGGUGCGCGGUUACGUGCCCGCUCGCCCCCCGAGGGAGGCGUCCCCGGGCCGGCACAUGGCGGCCCCAGUAGGUGACACGGACGGUGUUCCCUUCACGGGAGAGGCGGCUGCAGACCACACUGACCAAGGGCCCCGCUGGGUGCGUGCCCGGCCCGGAAAAGGCUCCCGUCUCCACUGGCAGUCGCCGGGAGCGCUGCCCUGCUUCUUUAAGACGGAGCGCGCCGGGGAGCCCCGCCCCGAGGAGCGCGCGGCCGCCAUUGGCCGAGGCGGCCUCAGGGUGGCACGUGGGCGCGGGCGUCGAGUGCCCCGAUUGGAGCCGAGGCCUGCCCGUCUGCGAGCGCCGGGCCCUCGGCCGACCGCGGCCUCGGCGUUCGGCUCCUGGGUCCUCUACGUUCCAUUCCCAGGCGGCCCCGUGGCGCGGCCCGAGCGGCCCCCUGCGUCCCCCGGCCGGGGCGCCGAAGCAGCGACGCAGCUCAUCGACAGGGCCACCAGCCCUCGGGAUGAGGAGGACGCCAAGCGGGACUCCACGUGCCUGGAGGACAGCUGGCAGGAACUGGGCCUGCUCAAGGCCACACCACGCCUCCAGCCCCAGCCCCGGCCCGCAGCCCUCAGCCAGCCCGUGCCGCCCCCGGCCCCCUCACCCUCAGCCCCAGAGGGGCCUGCAGACGCAGAUCCCCCAACAUCGCCUCAGCUCUGCUCCCCGGCGCCGUCGAUGUGCCUGACGUUCCAGGAGAAGCUGCUGGCGUUCGAGCGGGACCACGUUACCAUGCCAGUUGCCCACGUGGCUCUGGCCAAGCAGCUGGCCGGCGACAUUGCCCUGGAGCUGCAGGCCUACCUGCGGAACAAGUUCCCAGAACUGCCCUUCGGGGCGCUCGUGCCUGGCGGGCCGCUCUACGACGGGCUGCAGGCGGGGGCCGCCGACCCCGUGCGUCUCCUGGUGCCCCUGGCGCUGGAGCCUGGCCUGUGGGGCCUGGUGCCUGGUGUGGACACCGUAGCCCGGGACCCUCGCUGCUGGGCCGUGCGCAGGACUCAGCUGGAGUUCCACCCCCGCGGGAGCAGCCCCUGGGACCGCUUCCUGGUGGGCGGCUACCUCUCCUCCCGGGUCCUGCUGGGGCUGCUCCGCCAGGCCCUGACCGCCUCCGUCAACUGGCCGGCCAUCGGCAGCCUCCUCGGGUGCCUGAUCCGGCCGCGCGUGGCCUCGGAGGAACUGCUGCUCGAGGUGCAGCACGAGUGUCUGGACUUCCCCGUGGCCGUGCUCCUGGCCAUCGCUGGCGCCCAGGCCGGAGGCCUCCUGCUGGCCUGGCCCCUGGAGGGGCUGGCCGGCAACUUCUGGCUGCAGGACUGGUACCCGGCGGAGGCCGCCCAGCUGCGGGCCCUGGAUGAGCGCGACGCUGGGACCCGCCGGCGGCUGCUGCUGUUGCUGUGUGGCGUCUGCCGUGGCCACCCGGCACUGGGGCGGCUGGGCCGCGGCCCCCUGACCCAGGUGGUUCUGCACCUGGGCGAGCAGGAAGCGGACUGGGGUGAGGAGGCCCUGGGGGAGCGCUUCCUGCAGGCCCUGGAGUUGCUCAUUGGCAGCCUGGAGCGGGCCAGCCUACCCUGCCGCUUCAGCCGUGGCGUGAACCUCCUGGACGGCCUGCGGGAAGAGGACGUCGACAACAUGGGCUGUGCGCUGUACUGGGGCCUGCGGGCCCCCGAGGGGCUGCUCUAGAGGCGCGGGCCCAGGCGGACGCCUCCCUCCAGGGCGUCGAGGGCACCUUGCCCUUGCUUUUACCCAGAACGGGUCAGUGAGAGCUUGGGCGGCCCGCACUCCCACUCACCCCUCGGCCUCAGGGCCGAUCCCAGGGCCUCGGUCUGCGGUAGCCACGGUGCGUCCUGGGCAGGGGUGAGGUUGCCUCUGUCUUUCUGUCCCAAGGGUGAGUCAUGCUUCCCUCGGGUGCAGGCACCUCCAGGCUGCUGGUGCUGGGCGAUGGACACGGCGUUUGGUCCCCCAGGAGCCGAAGUCGCCUGGAACCCUCGGGACGCAGCUUUUGGCUGACUGAUAGGCUGGUGUUUUCCAUGCUGCGUGUCUGGUUUGCUCUCCAACGUGGGCCAGCGGGGGCUCACCUGGGGGAAGGCGCUUCCCCUCCGGCUGGGGGCACUUUCUCUUCCGGCAGCAGGGGCCCUGGAAGAGCCCCUUCCUCGCGGGGGGAGCUGAGGUUCUGUGUGCUGCCCAGCUGGCCCGGAGCUGAGGGUGUCCCCUGGCUGCUGCGGGGCCCGGCCCCCACGGUGCUGGCACCAGCUGCGCUAGCUGACCCUGCGCUCUCCCUGAAGCUGGCUGGGGGGGGGGGGGGUUGGUCUGCCUCCCCUCCCAGGUGUCUCUCCUCUCUCUGGUAUCCUUCCUGCUGAAGCAAAGCUAUGCCUCAAGAACUGUGAAGUAGAAUAAAAGGAAAAAUUCAAAUGUC